UCAGGUUCAGCAGAUCUGGGUGUUUGUCUCCACAAGUCCUCUAGCGGUCUGGAUCUCCCCAUGAAGGUGGUCGACAUGUUUGGCUGCUGUCUGCCCGUCUGUGCCAUCCACUUCAGCUGUCUACAUGAGCUGGUGAAGCACGAGGAGAACGGACUGAUCUUCAGAGACUCUCAGGAGCUCGCUGAGCAGCUCAAGUCUCUCCUCUCAGAGUUUCCCAGUUCAGACGGCAGACUGGGAGAGUUCAGGACGAACCUCCAGACCAGCAGAGGGCAGAACUGGGACGACAACUGGGACCAGAACGUCCUGCCUCUGAUCACGGCUCCCUGACUGGACACCAGAGCGGGAUUCUGUUACAUUGUGUUAGCAGCAAUAAGGCUGACGAGUCACGUUAGAAUAUUUGGGAUGAAAGACAGAAAGAGCUUCUUUUGUUUCACUGGAGACGAAAUGCAGCAGAAACACUGACAAACAGUAACGCUCUAUAUUAAGGUCUUUGUAAUAAGCGUUAGUUAAAAGGUAAUAAAGCCUUUAUAAGAUUCCUAUUAGCAUAUGUUAAUAACCAUAUCAAUGUUAAUAAAAGCAUUAUAAACGUGUAUUAUAUAAUAUGGUAUUUGUUAGCACUGAAAAUAACAGUUUUAACAGUUUAAACGCUUAACAUAUAAAUAAAUAAUAAUAAGCCCUUAAGUUAUGAGUAUUUUAUAAUUGUUUAUAAAAGCUUUACGAACACAUUUAGUGUUUAACUAACUUACCUUUUAUUUCAUUGUUUCUUUAUUAACAUUAAAUAUACUAUGUUAUACAUUUAUUAGCAGUCGACUUAAUGCAGGUACUGGAAUCUAAAGCGAGAACAAAUCAUUAGAAUUAAUAAAUCCUUUAUGAUGCAUUUAUUAACAGUUGUGUUAAAACUGAUAAUAAAUGUAUAAUAAAGUACGUACUCAUCUUAAUAAAGGUUUGACGUGAUAUAAUAGGUAAGUUAGUUGUGUAAUAAUACUAAUAAGAUACUCAAAGCUUUUAUUAAUGUUCUUAAUAAGUAUAUAAACUAACAAGUUUUCUAUAAGUGCUUAUAAAUGUCUUAUCUAACAAUAAACAAGUUCAUAAUGCUAUCAACACUUAUAUAGUCUUAACACAUAAUAAUGUAAAUAAGAGUUAUAACAACCUUAUUACCUUUUACCUAACGCUCAUGACAAGGACCUGAAUAAAAACCUUUUCAUUCCAGUGUGUUUUUUUCUACUUCAGGGCACCUAAAUGUGUAAAAAGGACUUUGAUACGAUGUACAUUUGUAAAUAAAAUCUUUAUUGUCUCCGGUGGCGUCGCCUGAACAGUCUGAUCAUCUCUACAGCAAAGACUCUGUUGUAAGGAAACACCUGACUCACGGCUCCUGUGAUCACGUGAUGGACGAUUCCUGCUUUUUCUGUCAAAAUAAAAACAUAUUCAGAAGGUGUCGAUAAGUAUAAAUAAUAAAUAAAACCACACCAGCCUCAUUCAUAAAGAGAGGUAAGUUCUGUCUCACCGAGCUGCUGCUUGAAGCCGCCGUAUGUCUCCUGGUUCCUGAUGGUGGAGCAGAUGAAGACCUCCGGAGACGAACACCUUAGGACCUUAGAGAGCAGCUCCACCAGACGCUCUACAACAUCUGGGUCAUACACCACAUCUGUACAGGAGGGAGGAAACAUCUGCAUCUGAACGAGGCGGGAGGCUUCAAAGAAUAGUGAAGUUUCUACUGUGAGGAACUUUUAACAGUCUUAGUUUAGUCCUGAUCCUA
This is a messenger RNA of Anarrhichthys ocellatus (wolf-eel), 1753 nucleotides long. RefSeq names its product putative glycosyltransferase ALG1-like. Gene Ontology annotation, cellular component: endoplasmic reticulum. The annotation marks the transcript as partial. Lineage: Eukaryota; Metazoa; Chordata; Actinopteri; Perciformes; Anarhichadidae. Gene Ontology annotation, molecular function: mannosyltransferase activity. The record is from RefSeq and is a predicted model, not a curated record. The transcript has 3 exons.